Penicillium alfredii is the source of this 3177-nucleotide messenger RNA. RefSeq names its product putative eukaryotic translation initiation factor 3 subunit EifCa (gene tif32). Gene Ontology annotation, molecular function: mRNA binding; translation initiation factor activity. Gene Ontology annotation, biological process: translation reinitiation; formation of cytoplasmic translation initiation complex. The transcript has 3 exons. Gene Ontology annotation, cellular component: multi-eIF complex; eukaryotic translation initiation factor 3 complex, eIF3e; eukaryotic translation initiation factor 3 complex, eIF3m. NCBI's taxonomy places the organism in Eukaryota, Fungi, Ascomycota, Eurotiomycetes, Eurotiales, Aspergillaceae. The record is from RefSeq and is a predicted model, not a curated record. The coding region runs from base 1 to 3177 and encodes 1058 amino acids.
AUGCCGCCUCCGCCGCAUAUCAAACCUGAGAAUGUCCUCAAGAGGGCCCAGGAACUUAUCGCCGUCGGUCAGGCCCCCGCCGCCUUGACCGUCCUGCACGAACAUGUCACCUCCAAGAGGACCCGCAGCAGCCCGAUCGCUUCCCUCGAGCCGGUGAUGCUCCUGUUUGUGGAGCUGUGUGUCGAUCUGCGCAAGGGCAAGGCCGCAAAGGAUGGUCUCUACCAGUACAAGAACAUUGCUCAGAACACCAAUGUGGGCACGAUUGAGGUUGUUUUGAAGAAGUUCAUCGAGCUCGCCGAGCAGAAGGUCACCGAGGCCCAGACCAAGGCCGACGAGAUCCAGUCAUCUCUCGAAUCUGCGGCCCCUUCCACCAACGUCGAGGACCUGGAGGCGAUCGAAACCCCCGAGACAAUUCUGCUCGCAACUGUCUCCGGUGAGCAGUCCCGUGAUCGCACCGACCGCGCCGUCGUGACUCCGUGGCUCAAGUUCCUCUGGGAAACCUACCGCACCGUCCUCGAGAUCCUCAAGAACAACGCGCGCCUCGAGAUCAUGUACCAGUCGACUGCACUGCAGGCCUUCCAGUUCUGCCUGAAGUACACCCGCAAGACUGAGUUCCGCCGUCUUUGCGAGCUCCUCCGAAACCACGUUCAGAAUGCCGCCAAGUACUCCGCGCAGAUGCAUGCCAUCAACCUGAGCGAUCCUGACACCCUGCAGCGCCAUUUGGACACUCGUUUUCAACAGCUGAACGUGGCCGUGGAACUGGAGCUCUGGCAGGAGGCGUUCCGCAGUAUUGAGGAUAUUCACACUCUGCUGAGCCUGAGCAAGCGCCCCGCCAAGAACGUCAUGAUGGCCAACUACUACGAGAAACUUGCUCGGAUUUUCCUCGUCAGCGAGAACUACCUUUUCCACGCCGCUGCAUGGAACCGUUACUACAACCUGCUCCGUCUGUCGUCGAUUGCUCUGGCCGCCGGUCAGGUCUCGAAGAAGGACAACCCGUCAGCGACCGAGGCUGAAUUGACCAAGGCCGCCUCCUUUGUCCUGCUCUCUGCUCUUGCCAUUCCCGUGAUCAGCACCACCCGCUCGCGUGGCGCCCUGGUUGAUGUCGAUGAGGCUCGCAAGAACAAGAACACUCGUCUCACCAACUUGCUGGGAAUGGCCACCUCCCCGACCCGCUCUGUCCUCUUCCGCGAUGCCUUGAACAAGGGUCUGCUUAAGCGCGUGCGUCCCGAGAUCCGGGAGCUGUACAACAUUCUGGAGGUUGACUUCCACCCGCUGUCCAUUUGCAAGAAAAUUACCCCCAUCCUCAAGCAGAUUGGCGCCGAUCCGGAGAUGGAGAAGUACGUGGUGCCUCUGCAGCAGGUCAUCCUUACUCGUCUGUUCCAGCAACUCUCCCAGGUCUACGAGUCGGUCGAGCUCAAGUUCGUGUAUGAGCUCGCUCAGUUCCCCGACCCGUUCCAGAUUACCCCGGCCAUGAUCGAGAAGUUUAUCAUGAACGGCUGCAAGAAGGGCGACCUGGCCAUCCGCGUGGACCACAUUUCGGGCGUUUUGACCUUUGACUCGGAUGUUUUCUCUUCCUCCAAGGCCAUGCACACCGGCAGUGCGGCAGGUUCUGCCGAGAGCGAGAUUGGCUCCGUGCAGCGUCUGCAGCACACCCCCGCCGAGAUUGCCCGCUUCCAGCUCGCUCGCCUGGCGAAGACCCUGCACGUCACGUGCAUGUACGUCGACCCGUCCUACAACGAGGCUCGUCUGCAGGCCAAGCAGGCCGCCCAGGCUCGCGCUCUGGCUGGCGCCGCCCAAGAGCACGAGGACACCUUGGCCCGCCGUGUCAUCAUCGACAAGAAGAAGGAGGCUGCUACCGAUGCCUUGCAGCGCAAGCAGCGCGAGGAGGAAACUCGCAAGCGCAUCCGUACGCAGCAGCUUCAGGAGGCCGAGAAGCAGCGACUGCUCAACGAGCACCAGGAGCGCGAGCGCAAGCGUAUCAAGGAUGAGCAGGACCGUAUCCGUCAGGAGGAGCUGAAGAAGCAGCUUGAGGAACUGAAGACGGGUGUGAAGGGCAUUGACGUGAGCGAGAUUGAUCUGAAUGAGCUGGAUGCCAACCGUCUGCGUGCCAUGAAGCUUGCCCAGCUGGAGAAAGAGAAGAAUGAGCUCAGCGACCGGGUCCGCACCACCGCUAAGCGCAUUGACCACUUGGAGCGUGCCUUCCGCCGCGAGGAACUGAAGCAUGUUCCCGAGGACUAUGAGGCCCAGAAGAAGCAUGACAUGGAGCUCUACGAUAAGCAGACCAAGGAGACCUUGGAGGAAGCCAAGGCGAAACACGCCGAAGCUGUGGCGCUGAAGCACCGUCUCGGCCGCCUGGUGCCGCACUUCAGCAGCUUCCGCAAGGAGGUAUCGGAGAAGCGUCACGAGGAGUUCGAGAAGCGCCGCAAGGCUGCCGAGCGGGAGUUUGAAGCCAAGAAGAAGCAGCGCGUCAAGGAGGUUCAAGACCGCCGUCGUCGCGAGAAACAGGAACGCGAGGAAGAAGAGCGUCGCCUCAAGGAGGAGGAAGAGCGCGCCCAGCGCGAGGAACAGGAACGGACUGCCCGGGAGGAGGAGCGCCGUCGUACUUUGGCCGAGGAGAAGGCCAAGCGGGAAGAGGAGAGAGCGUUCGUUGCCCCCCUUGUCGCUUCCUUGUCCUCUUUCAAGAUUAUCAAAGCUAACUGGCCAUUUUCUUACAGCAAACUCGACGAGAUGGCCAUCCGACAACAGCAGCGCGAAGAGGAGGCCGAGGCCCGCCGUGCUGCCCGAAAGACUGGUGCCCCUGCAGAGCCCACCGAGCGAACGGCACCCCGCCUCAAUGUCGCCCCUCGCACUGGUGGUGCCACCAGCUGGAGAGACCGACAAGCGGCCAAGGAAUCUGCUGGCGGCGCUGCGCCGGAACCCACCCGGGAGGAAGCCCCUCUGCGCAAGACCGGCGGAUAUGUGCCACCCCAUCUGCGUGCCGGAGCCUCUGCCAGCUCUGGAUCCGCCCCACCCCCUCGUGAAGCCCCUGCGACUGGACCUACUGACCGCUACGUUCCCCGGCACAUGCGUGACCCCUCGGCUGCCCAGUCCUCAGCUCCCCCGGCGGACUCCAGCAAGCCUGAGGAGUCCAACGGCCCUCAGAAGUGGGUCCCGCGAUGGAAGCAACAGCAAAGCUAA